Messenger RNA from Neospora caninum, 1065 nucleotides. RefSeq lists its product as hypothetical. The transcript has a single exon. NCBI's taxonomy places the organism in Eukaryota, Apicomplexa, Conoidasida, Eucoccidiorida, Sarcocystidae. Bases 1 to 1065 code for a protein of 354 amino acids. The record is from RefSeq and is a predicted model, not a curated record.
AUGGCGUCUGCCACUCGCCUUUCGCUUCCUCCUCCCUCUUCUUGCCCCGCUGCUCCCUCCGCCUCCCUUCUCCCCGCUGUAUCUACACGCGACCUGGACGAGCAGUGGCACGGGUCUUGUUCCUUUCUCCUGUUUUCUCGCGCGCCUUACAACCCGACUCCGACCGCCGAGCGCCUCGCUCUUCCCUCGCGUUCUUCCUCACUCGCCUCUGUCUCCUCUGCCGUUCACGACCCGCAGACACCUCUCCCUGACAACGCCGCUGCGCCGGACUCCUCUCCAAGCUCUGUUUCUUCUGUCUCUUCUCGCGCGUCGGUCCUCAAGGAAGAAAGAGCUUUCGGCUCGGCGCCGCCGCCCUCUUCAGGCAGAGUCAUCUUGGCUGCCAGGAAGGCCGCAAUUCUGUGGAAAGCGAGGGAAGAGGAACUCAAGGAGGCGCAGGACGGGACUAACGCCGGCGCAGAUUCCGCAAAAGAAGUCUUCAACAAAUUCUUCUCCGAGGACACUGAGGCAAGUGCAAAACGCCGAACGCGCAACAUGCAAAGAAAAAGUCUUCAGCGCAUUUCCACACGCAGCUCUGCCCGAACCUCUCGACUUUGUGCUGAUCCAGAGAGAUCAGGAAGAUCGCGUUUCGUCGCCAGUUGUGGUGCUUUCGUUUGGGGCCUUCUAAGAGUCUCUUCCAGGAAACGUCUCUCCCUGCUCUGUGUCUUCCUUUCCAGGAACGCCUCGUGGCCGCAGCCAGCAUCGGCACCUUGUGCGCGGCUCUCGGCGAGGGCCGAAAGGAUUUUGUCGCUUUCCUGCUCUGUACGUUUUCAACCGUCCUCUAAACGGCCGCGCCUUCCCCUGCGCAAACACAGCUCUCUGGAAUUCGAAAUUGAUAAGCAUGUGCAUAUCUGUGGAGACACCCGUGUCGAGAGAUCUGUGCUGGCAUGCACGCGCGUAUGCACGUUUAUACAGUCUGUAAAAGUGGGAGAAAAAAAGGCAGAUGGAGACGGAGAGAGAGGCGAGGUAGCGCGACCGGUUUGUGUAGCUCCGCAGGUCGAUGACCAGAUAACGCGCCUGUCGAUAUGA